CGCAACAUGCACGUCGUGGUAUGUUACUCGGUGUUGAGUAAAGUUACCUGGCUGACGUGGGAUUGUGUGCGCGCGCGUCGUAAGACGGCUAUUUUAUUUCAUUGUAUUCUUUCUGUCGCGUAAAAUGUGACGUUUUGUUUCUUUUUGGAGUCGCUAGCUCUUAUGGAAGAGAGGGGGAGGAACAAGGGAUUUUCUACAAAGUAUCCAGAGAUGUUGCCACGCAGUCAUGGCUCCACUAUGGUGAAAGUUUAGAAGGUUUCUUCAGCUCUGACUAGACAAUAAAAACACAUCUCCAAAUGAAGCUUAGUAAGUAUUUAAGAGGUAGCGGGAGGUUCCUCGCGUUUGUCUUUGUCGCCUCAGUACUUUGGCUCCUGUUUGACAUGGCAGCUCUCAGGUUCUCCAUUACAGACGUGAAGGGCCAACUCAUGAAAGAGCUGGUCCUCAAAGAGAGAGAGUUAACCAAGAAACAAAGCUCAAACCCGACAAACUUGAGGCAUUACCCUAUCCGAAAGGUGAACCCGGAUAUUCAGGCGUCUCAGAGCUCAGAAAUGCUGAAGAGACAAGUUGUCGAGGUUUACAGGAGAAAAAAACCUGGCAGGGUUAAUGUCGAAAAUAAUAAAAAUAACAAUAAAGUAGCCCCUAACCCGAGUGGCAACAUUUUAACCAUGGCCGGAAAUGAUACAAAAUCAUUUGGACACAAGAAGGACAUUUUGGAAAAGCAAAACUCUCCAAGCUACAAAGUAUCUCCAGGAAUGGGGAAAAAACAAGGAGGACUGACAAAAACCAAGGCGCCAUCUGCUGGCCAGGAAGGGCAGCGUUUAAAACUGCAGUCAAAUAGCACCAAAGACCACCAAAUUCCACCAUCACAGGACUUCAGAAUACCUCCGAGUGCUAGUUUGUCUCACAAAUCCAACAACACGUUGAACAAGAUCAAACUGGAUGCAUCCACGAACAUUCCUCCUAACUCCGUCCACAUGGCUGAUAAGAGAAAAUCGGUUGCAAAAGAUAACAAGACUGACUCGCUGCCUGGUAAAAUCUUCGUGCACGUUACAGCAAAACCAUCGAAGAUCCGAACUGGACGGCUUCUGAACUCGACAGGUGAGGAGAAGCAGCAAGAUGGGCUGCAUAAGGUCAUGAACCUGGAUGUGACCCUUAAACCGAGGGAUUCGCGCGCGCUGGGGCAGUUCGGCUGGGCGGCAGAGGUGCCUGAGGAUGAUUUAGAGGAGAGCAGGCGCAGAUGGAGUGAGGGUUAUUUCAACGUCUUCCUCAGCGAGCAGAUCCCAGUGGACAGGGCUGUUCCAGACACACGACCUCCAGCAUGCUCCCAGAAGCUAGUUCACGAUAACCUGCCGACGACGAGCGUGAUCUUCUGCUUUGUGGACGAGGUUUGGUCCACUCUGCUGCGCUCUGUCCACAGCGUGCUGAACAGAUCUCCACCUCACCUGCUCAAAGAGAUUCUGCUGGUGGACGACUGCAGUGCAAAAGACUACCUGAAGGACAAGCUGGAUGUCUACAUGUCUCAGUUCCCUAAAGUCCGGAUCAUCCGCCUCAAAGAGAGACACGGGCUGAUCAGGGCGAGGCUGGCCGGGGCUGCUGAGGCAAAGGGUGACGUCCUGACGUUCCUGGACUCCCAUAUCGAGUGUAAUGUGGGCUGGUUGGAGCCGCUGCUGGACAGAGUGUACCAAGACCGCAGGAAAGUCGCCUGUCCUGUUAUUGAGGUCAUCAACGACAAGGAUAUGAGUUACGUGAUGGUGGACAAUUUCCAAAGGGGCAUCUUCAAAUGGCCUUUAGUGUUUGGUUGGAGCACAUUAUCAAACGACUUCAUCAGGAAGAAUCAUAUCAAAGUCUCAGAUCCCAUCAGGUGCCCAGUGAUGGCAGGGGGUUUGUUCUCGAUAGAUCGGAAGUAUUUUUAUGAGCUGGGAGCGUAUGAUCCAGGCCUGGAUGUGUGGGGAGGAGAGAAUAUGGAAAUCUCUUUCAAGAUCUGGAUGUGUGGUGGUGAAAUUGAGAUCAUCCCGUGCUCUCGUGUGGGUCAUAUCUUCCGUGCUGAGAACCCCUAUGGCUUCCCCAAAGAUCGUCAGAAGACAGUGGAGAGAAACUUGGCUCGUGUAGCUGAAGUGUGGCUGGACGAGUAUAAAGAGAUUUUCUUCGGUCAUGGUUAUCUGCACCUGCUGGAUAAGAAUGGGCUAGACAUCGGGAACCUUACAGCACAGAUCCAGCUGCGUAAGAAGCUCCAGUGUAAGAGUUUUAAGUGGUACUUGGAGAAUGUCUACCCCGACCUGGAGGCUCCACUGGCUAAAGCUGAAGGCCUUGUUUUUAACAUCGGCACUAGGAAGUGUCUGGUGCAAGAAAACGGCUCUUUAUCUUUUGGGAUCUGUGAUCUUAGCAAACAGAGCCAGCAUUUCAACUACAGCUGGGUGAGAACACUCCGUCAGAACACUUUGUGCAUAUCUCCACAAGUCAACAAAAGAGGCGUGGCCUUGGAACCAUGUGACAACACUAAGCCACACCUCCGCUGGCUGCACAAGUCCAAUAAACUUCUGGCAGAGCAUCUGAUCGCUGAGACACAUCCUCAACGUAUGUGUCUGGAAGCAGAACCUAACGGAGACACCAUCUUCCUAAAGACGUGCAACACAUCCAGCUCCUACCAGAAAUGGCAUUUCACACACUACUACGCACAGUGAGCCACGGAGACGCACGGAGUUUUUCAUCUCCCUUUCUUCAGGAUGAAGACGUUAUGUUACAUAGUGUUUAAGUGAAGUAUGGACAGAUGCAUGCAGAGAUGUGUAAUUUUGGUUAAAAAGUCUGUUUUAAGGGUUGCUGCAGUAGGUUUAAUUUUAUUAUGAAUAUUUGUUUGUUUUCGCCGUGGAUAAAUUCGAAAGCAGUUACACCACAUGGUUUCGGGGACAAUUUUGAACUUGAUGCACUUCUUGUUCUGCUUGGUUGAAAUGAGCACAAGCAUUUGAAGUGCCUGGUUUUAAAAAAAAAAGGUAGAGAAAAGUGCAUGUUGCACAUCCAGUGGUACUUGAGUCAUAUAACAGUUGACUGUGGUAGAAAAAUUCAUUAUUAUGACACAAACCUGGUACGUUACACAAGGCAUGCCGAUCAUAAUAAAUUUUUUUUUCCCCAGCAAUUAAAUAUAGAUUUAACAUCAGCAAUAAGCAGUGUGUUAUGCUGUACACAUUCCCUGUGGACACUAGAGGGCGCUGUGUACAAUGUUUCUAAAUAAUGUUUGGUUUUUUUGAUCUGCUCAACCUUUAUUUUUUUUCUUCCAGGUGAUUCUGGAUGUUUACAAAAAUCAGACUGACUUUUUUUUUUAUUUUUUAUUAAACCUGUUCUUUUUAAUAAAGUUCUGUAUGAAUAACUAUAGGUGGUUAUAGUGGUUUAGGAUUUUCAAAACAGUGCCAUUUCAAAAAUGAUUGAUUUAAUACUGUGAGAGUGUUUGUGCUGCUCACCUGCUGAAAGAACUUAUGGGGACGUCGUUAUUAUCAUCACCGAAACUCCCAACUAUCUGUAGUGUCAUUACAUGACAUUACAGGUGUUUAGCAGACGCUCUGAUCCAGAGCGACAUACAACAUACCCAGAGGGUUAAUGGUUUGGUGCCUUGCUCAAGAGCACUUCAGCCAUUCCUGCUGGUCCAGGGAAUCAAACCGGUGACCUUUUGGUCCCAAAACUGCUUCUCUAACCAUUAAGCCAUGACUUCCCCAUGUAUUUAAGUAUCCUAUAAACUUAUUCUCUACAGCAA
Messenger RNA from Neoarius graeffei (lesser salmon catfish), 3742 nucleotides. Its product is annotated as polypeptide N-acetylgalactosaminyltransferase 5. Bases 297 to 2681 code for a protein of 794 amino acids. NCBI's taxonomy places the organism in Eukaryota, Metazoa, Chordata, Actinopteri, Siluriformes, Ariidae. The transcript has 10 exons. The record is from RefSeq and is a predicted model, not a curated record. Gene Ontology annotation, cellular component: Golgi apparatus.